GAUACGUCAGCGAACCCUCGCCAUGGAAACCAAAUUGCGGGACGUAAACAAGUAACAGGGUUCCCUUACUGCCAAUGGUUAUUAUAAAUUUCGAUUUAGAAAUUACAUUUUAGGGCGAACGGAGAAGAGAGGGAUUCACUUUGUUAAACUAUGGAAGUGUUACCGGAGGUGGACUGUGAAGAGGACUUUACUAUAACAGAUGAUGAAGAGGAUGAUGAAGAGAGAGCGCGGGAUCUGGAGAGCAGCCCGUCUAACAUACGAAUAACCCCUACAGUCACACACAUAGCAAAGCCAAGCCCUCAAGUGGCCUUUUCCAAAUGUUCAUCCUCAUACAAGGAGAACAACUCCCAGGAGAAGCUCAUGCUAGCGAUGGCAGAAAACUUCCGUCAGCAGUAUGCGCUUUUGUACCCUGAUCACAAAGCGCUUCUGCUGUGCCCUGUGAAUGAGUGUGGUGUACAGAAAUUUGUAAGCACCACUUUGCGAAGCACCUUGCUGCCGUAUUCUGAGCUGUACGACUGGGGGGGAUGUGCCAGUUUCGUGGCUGAUUAUCUCGCGUUGGAGCUUCUGGAUCCACCGUUUGAACUUCCCAAGCAGCUGUCAUCGCCAUCCUGGGUUCUGCAGACUCAGAGAGGAACAUGUUUUGAUUUCUCCAUCGUGCUGUGUAGUCUGUUGUUGGGCGCAGGAUACAAUGCUUACUGCGUCAGUGGCUACGCUACAAAAGAGAUGUGUCUUCUUGAUCAGUCACGCCAAGAGUGUCCCCUACUGCAGCCUCAAAUACAAGAUAAAAUAGAGGAACCAAAGAAGCCAAUAAAGAAAUACUCUGUAAAACCCCCACGCGACUUGCAGAGCAACUUUGAAAGGCGUCAAGAGGAGAAACAGCAAGCAGAAGCUGAAGCAGCCGCACUGAAGAAACAACUGGACGCAGAGAGACUUCAGAAGGAGCGAGAACAUCCACCACCCGACCCUCUUCGGGGCUUGAGAGUUCACUGCUGGGUUCUGCUGCUCUCAGGGAACCGGGAGAUACCUGAGAACUUCUUCAUUGACCCUCUGACAAGCAAGAGCUACUCCACCACCAAUGAGAACUUCCUGGGCAUAGAGAGCGUCUGGAACCAUCAAAACUACUGGGUCAACAAGCAAGAUUGCACUUUUGGUUGUAAUGAGAUGACCUUUGACCUGGGCGAUCUGUCAAAGUGGGAGUAUGUGCUGUGUGGCCAAUCUCUGUCAAUCAUUUCAGACCCAAAGACACUUGAAGAGCCAGAAGACGAGGAGGAAGAGGAAAUGGAUGAGCUAAAAGUGUUUGAGAUGCCUCCAUCUUGGGUGACUAAAAUAGACAUUUCACCAGCAGAUAUGGAAAUGCGUUAUCCAGGGGGUAUGAAGGUUAUUGAGUACAGGAAAGCCAAGCUGGAGAAGUUUGCCCCUUAUCUUUUAAAAGAUGGUCUGGUGACCAAACUCACCACUUAUAAAGACCUC
Messenger RNA from Sinocyclocheilus grahami, 1470 nucleotides. RefSeq names its product dynein regulatory complex subunit 7-like. Lineage: Eukaryota; Metazoa; Chordata; Actinopteri; Cypriniformes; Cyprinidae. The record is from RefSeq and is a predicted model, not a curated record. The annotation marks the transcript as partial. Gene Ontology annotation, cellular component: motile cilium. The transcript is spliced from 10 exons. Gene Ontology annotation, biological process: flagellated sperm motility.